Molecule: messenger RNA, 6194 nt
Organism: Cryptotermes secundus
Lineage: Eukaryota; Metazoa; Arthropoda; Insecta; Blattodea; Kalotermitidae
Gene: jef
Product: major facilitator superfamily domain-containing protein 6
Exons: 11
Coding region: 41-2362 (773 amino acids)
Cellular component (GO): membrane
Source: RefSeq, a predicted model, not a curated record
UCUUGAAGCCCCGACAGUGGUCCAGCAAGCAGUGGUGACAAUGGUUGGGAUGGAUAGGAUGGUUAGUGAAGAGGAUGCGCAACCACGCAUCCCAAUGGCAACACCAGGAAUACGUCCUAUGGUGGACCCUGAUGCUUUAGGAGAUGUGGACCCGGAGAAGUAUCCACAACCUAAAGAAUCCACCCACAAGAUUCGUGGCCGCUCCGACAUCAUAGAAUUUCUCUGUGGAGCCGUCGACUCCGAACUCUUGACUGUCAAGACGUUUUACUUUUUCUUCUACUCGGCCUUCGGUUCCUUAUUCCCGUUAAUGGGGGUCUACUUCAAGCAGAUGGGCAUGAACCCAGGACAGUGUGGUUUGCUGAUAGGGUCUCGGCCGUUUGUCGAAUUCCUGUCCGCACCCUUUUGGGGCAGUCUUGCUGACAGGUGGCAGAAGGGAAAGAUGCUUCUGCUAGCAUCUCUCUCUGCAUGGAUCAUCUUUACGCUUCCACUGGGCUUCAUCCAGCCUCCAGCCACUUCUUGUAUCCUGAAGGAAAACAACACCUUCAUACUGAAGACACCUGCACCACCUGAGCACAUGUACAAGCGAGAAGUGGACAAACACACUCUUUCCCUACUUGUGGAUAGUGAUCUGCAGAAACUAGGAGCAAGCAGUACUGACACAAACAUGUUUCUCUCCCGGAAUAUUCGUUCCUUUCAUCCACCAACAAAUAUAGGAGAGUCCCCACUUGAUGUGCGAUUUGCAUCCAACUAUAAAGAAAGUGAACAUAGCAGCUGGGUGUCACCACUCUUCAGUUCAAUUGUGUAUCGUACACAGGAUAUUCAGAAAGUCUUCUUUCUGCUCCUCCUUCUGGUGCUGAUAGGAGAAUUCUUCAGUGCCCCAGCUAUCACACUGGCUGACUCAGCUGUUAUCACCAUUCUGGGUGAAGAUGCUGACCGUUAUGGACAUCAGCGCAUGUUUGGAUCUCUCGGAUGGGGGCUUGCCAUGUUCUUUGUUGGUAUUGCUCUUGACCAUUCUACUUCAUUCCCAGAACAUCCAUGUGGCCCAGAUGCUAAAGAGAAGAACUACACCAUUUGUUUCGCCACAUUCUCAGUGCUGAUGGGUGCUGCAUUAAUAACAGCAACACAGAUCACCUUCAGAUAUGAUUUUCCUCCAGAACCAGAACAAAGUACACAGGAAAAGCAGCCUCCAGAGCUCUCACAUGAAGAUGCAAUGCAACAGCAGCUGGCCCAACAGCUAAAUCUGCCACAGCUGGCAGACACCAACAGCUUGCCUAUACCAGCCAAGCCAGCUCCACCCCAGCUGCAGACAAAGAUGUUCGCACAGACAACACGAGAAAUUCCUGAGUGGGUCACAGUUUUGAAGCAAUUUGCCAACCUUAAGUGUGGUUCAUUCCUCUUUGUAUCUUGGUUCAUGGGAUUUGGCAUUGGUCUCAUCUUUACUUUCCUCUUCUGGCAUCUCCAGGACUAUGGAGGAUCUCCAACACUGUUUGGUGUAGCAUCAGUCAUCAAUCAUAUAUCUGAAAUCUUUGCUUACUUCUUCAGUUUUCGACUCAUCAAACAGAUUGGUCACGUGAAGGUAUUGUGUCUGGGGCUAACAGGAAAUGUUCUACGUUUCCUCUACAUUUCCUGGUUAAAAAAUCCAUGGUGGGUUCUGCCUUUUGAAUUCAUGCAAGGCAUCACUCAUGCUGCAGUGUGGGCUGCAUGCUGUUCCUAUAUUGCACAUAACACACCCCAACAGUUGCGCAGCUCGGCGCAAGGCGUGUUACAAGGAAUUCAUCAUGGUCUGGGUCGAGGAUGUGGAGCUGUCAUUGGAGGAAUCUUUGUUAACUACUUCGGAACCACGGCUACAUUCCGGGGCUAUGGCUUCAUGUGUGCACUGGUGUUAGCAGCAUUUGUGUUCAUCAACUUUUAUCGUAAGGAAACUGGUUUCGUGUCCGAGUUACCAGCCGCAGAGGACCCCCACCAGGUGGCAGAAGAAACAGCACAUUUAGCUCCACAUGGAGUUCCGAGCAAUCCAAUACCACGGGCAUUAUCUAGCAGUCGUCUCCAUGAGCUAGCUGGGUCUGACCAAUCAAGCUAUGGUGCCACGUAUCAGACAACUGGUGGAAACCUUGAUAUUCCUGGUCAACAAGGUAGAGGAGGCACCACAAAUCCAUUUCUUCAAAACGGUGGUGGGGGAGGAGGCGACUAUAACUACAGCUAUAGGCAAGGGGACACAAAAGAAGAAUAUAUCAGACGCAAUUUCCAGAUGUAUACUGAAGUGCUGGCCCAGUACGAACACAUGAAGGCCCCACCAGCUCCAACACAACUGCACACCCAGCAACCUGGACUUCAUCAUGAACAUGACUCCUAUGACUGGUGAAAUUUCAUCACCCUUCAAUUCAGCCCCUCAAGAGUACCAUGCAGCAUACAUAUUUAAUUUUGCUCUGACAGCCUCAGUGGUAAAGUGUAGCCCUUAAACAAAAGAAUUUUGUUUCUAAUAUACAAGGGAAAGAAAACAGUCUGAGCCCUUGCCAGGCAGGAGUUCUCAAAAUGGACUCAGUAAUCUCAGUAUCAUUUAUUUAGUCUUUAAGGUCAACUAGUUCUGUGGGAAUAUGAUGUCUGAAGGACUGAAAUGCAGUUUUCCAUGCAGCCACAAUACUCAAGACUUGUAAGUGCAUUUUGCACUAUAUUUAAGCAUGUAAACUGGAAUUUUCUUUUCUCUAAGUCAAGAAACAGAGUCCUUCUUGAGAAGCUGACAGUCAUUCAGCUGGUGAAGAAGUUCCUUGCCUUUCAUGAAACCCAGACAUUCAUUACCUUAGUCACUGGAACCUAUCCUAUACCAGAAUAAUCCCUCCCGUACCCUCACACCGUUUCUUUAAGAUCCAUUUUAAUAUCACCCUUCCAGUCAUACCUAGAUCAUCCAAGUGAUCCACAGGUUUCCAGCAACAAAUUUUUCAUUUCUCCCAUGCGCAGUAUAUGUGCUACCUAUCCAUUCUCCUUUACUCUAUCAUGGCUGUAAUAUUAUGAGGGUCAUCCAGAAAGCAAAGACGGCUAGCACACAUGCCCUAUUUGCUGACUUUGCCUGGAACGUUUUUUUACAUCUUUCCUACAGUCUGGACCUGGCUCCAAGUGAUUUUCACUUGUUCACACAUUUGAAGAAGUGAACACUGGUUCAACAGACUGGCGGCAGUCUUUUAUGAUGCAGGCAUACAGAAACUAGACAUACAAUAUGAGAAAUAAAUGCCUGAAUCUUCAUGGGGAUUAUGUAGGAAAACGAUUUAAGGUCUGUAACAGUGAUAUAAAAUAAAUUUUCUUUAAUUGUAUCCAUUUAUUUAAUCACCAAACGGUCUUUACUUUCUGGACAAUCUAUGUACCUAUUGAGAUGUUUUCAAUUAUACUCCUGUUUAUAAGUGAAGUGCACACAUUUAUGGAAAAUUACUGUUGUUAAUCAUACUGAGCACUGCUCACACAAGAAACUGAAAUGUAUGUAUGUUAUAUUUGUGUGUAUGCAUGUGACAUGUGACUACUCUCUCUGUCUUCCCCCUUACUUAGAUUAUAUUCACUUCAAUAUUCAAAGAUGCACUUCAGUGGAGAGUAAUCACUUUCAUAACAGAUGAAAAUGGAAUUAGCAUUAACCACUCAUGUAUUGAUGGGUGACAAGCACAAUGAAAGGUCAAACAGAUAGCCCACAAGACUGAUACGUUCACCCUCUACAAGGAAUCUUACCACUGUGAGCACUUAAAUAGGGAUCCAUUGUCACAGAUCAAUAAACAUGCAAAAAAAAGGGGGUGGGGGAGGGGAACUGUAACCUUUCUAUGCUUCUGGGAUAUCAUACUGCUAGUACACUUACAGGAAAGUGAGAGUCUGUUAUAAAUAGUGUCUUUUUUACUUGGCAGGGACUGACAAAAUAAACAAAAAUGGAGGAAACUGUAUCUGAAUACCAAACUCUGGAGAUGUGAGACUCCUAAAUGAACAUUAAAUGUUUUUAGGAAGAUUAACAAUCAAAUAUGUAAUCUCUAACAGAGAAUUUAAGGUUGCCAUGCUAAAUAUGUUGAUAAAGAUCUCUGGUGUCAGAAACAGUGCAAACAUUUUGUAUACUGCAUCAACUAUUGUAAGCCUUCAAGAGUAUAACACUGGACUCUAUAAAUGGUAAAAUUCUGGCUCCAAGAAGAGACAUUAAUAAACAGAAGAAAUGGUGUCACGCAUAUACGGAAAGGAUGAUUACAAUUCAAGUUGCUUUUCCUGCUGUUGUUUUCACUACUGCAAAUUAAACAUUAAGUUAUGUGUGAUGUGUGUUAUCACUGCCAUGGUAAAUAUGCACUGCACGUUUUCUGAAAUUUAAAAAUUACAUGUUAAUAACUUCCUAUGAAUACAUUAUUACGGUUAAUGAGAAUGUUAUAUGAGCAGUUUAGUAACUGCCAUUUUAAUUUUUAAAUGCAUUCACUCAUUAUGCAACAGAAACUGGUGUACAUUACAUUACAGUAAACUCUCGCUAAUCUGGAUUAAUUGGGGAGAAAGGUCAUCCAGAUUAAUGAAGCAAAACAUAUAGCCCUACAGGAUAAAAAAACUUAGAAAACAAAUGGAAAAUUUAAUAAUAUAGGCAGUGCUGAUGAAACUAAUUAAACAAUAUCACUGUAGAGCCUUUAUUUAAAAAUUAUAAAAAGACAAGAAGCUGAAAUCCAGUGUCUCCCUCAUCCAGCUGAAGCCAAUCAUGGAUAUUUUCCUGUGUGGGUUCAGUCUCUCCAGCUGCCCUCAACACAGUCUAAAAUUCCUCCUGCUCUAAUUCCUCUUGCUCCUAAAUCCCAUGUGUCUUUUAAAGCAUGUAUUCAACUUGGAUAAGAAUUGUUCAUGUUUUGAUCCUGAUUAUCCAACACCUAGAUUAGCGAGGUUUUACUGUUUUUCUUUCUUCUGACACCAAUUCCUGGGAAAAAAAAAACCUGGACAGAGUAUAUCAACAUGCUGUAUGUUACCAUCACUCAACAAUGACACAUCUUCUAUAGAAACAUGUGAUUGGGGAGAUGUUUAGGUGCAGCAGUAUGGAUUCCUCUGGGUCCCCUCUAGUGUCUCUAGUGUGUGAGCGCGAGCCAAUAUCAUUAGGAGUCUCCAUAUUUAAGCAAAAUAUGGUUAUGGUAUUACAAGAAAAGUAAUUUAGUGCAAUUCCUGCAACCCAUGACACCCUGGUACUCCAGGCAGUGCUCCCACUUACAAUUUAUAUUACUUCACCCUGUCACUUUGUUUUUCUCAGUCAGGACAUAUAGAGACUGACUUCGACUGUGGUCAAUGCCUACAAAACUACAUGGUGUCAUAACCCACAACAAACAAUCUGAACUUCCAUUGCUGCUGCAAAAACCUCAAAUCUCCUGUUAAUUCACAAUAAUGCUUCACACAUUUCUAAUUUUCUCAUAUGAAGAAUAAAAAUACAAAGUAAAGGUCAUAUUAUGUGUGUUUAAAUGUCAUGCCAAAAAAGCAUACAGAAAAUAUGGAGGUAAAUGUCAAUGGAUUUGUGAGCUUGGCAUUAGUGGAGAGGAGAGAGGCAAAAGUGACACUUCUUAUGCUUAGAGCAUGAUUUAUUAUCUCCUGAUAUUUGAGAUUUUUGCUUGUGGUGAGUUGGUGAUUCAGUUCUGUGUGCUCCUGCCCACUUAUAAAAGAGAUACAUGAUUGGCUGCAGUACGGAGCAAAUGUAAAAAUCAUGUGUGUUCAAAUGAUGUUUAUAGGCACAUAAAAGCAAAAAAAAAAAAAAAAAGGUUCUAAUAUUAAGUGCCACACUGAAGAAUUUGGAGUGUCAGCAAAGUGGCACUCUUUGUGGAAUUCCAGGGAAGAGUGCUUGUGAUGUGGUUGGUGGCACCCUAGAAAGGUUUGCAGAAAAAGUCAGUUUGCACUGACCAUUUAAUGACCAAAUAAUGACAUCUCACAGCUACAUAAAUGGGCUCAAUCCAGUAUACACGACCUCAAUUUUGAUUCUGUUACACCAAAUGAAUACAAGGUAGAAGAGGUUCUGUUAUCAAAUUGAUUUACAACAGCUGAAAUUGUACAUGGAACUCAGCAGCUCCAUACAUUUGUGCCAGUUAAGAAGGAAAUACUUAACACAAAAAUGUUUCUGCUUCUCCUAACUACACAGAGAACCAUGUGAUUUUUGUGCUAAAAGACCAAAAGAAUGGUACUACCUGUUGCUGAGGAUUCAAAUAUAUGGAAGUAAAUUUUCUUCAACCUCA